Messenger RNA from Odocoileus virginianus texanus, 2987 nucleotides. RefSeq names its product centrosomal protein 57 (gene CEP57). NCBI's taxonomy places the organism in Eukaryota, Metazoa, Chordata, Mammalia, Artiodactyla, Cervidae. Gene Ontology annotation, cellular component: centrosome. The record is from RefSeq and is a predicted model, not a curated record. Gene Ontology annotation, molecular function: microtubule binding; gamma-tubulin binding; identical protein binding.
GAGAGGCGUCCCAGGGUCAAACUCAAGCUCUCUCCGGCGUUUAGCCCGAGGGAAGUGAUGGAGGGUUUUGAGCUUCGAAUUCGGUUUUAUUUUAUCCCAUUCAACUCACUCGCCACUGGAGACACCAUAACCCCUCGCCCAGGUUUCCCCCUCGAGAAUGCCCGCCUCUGCGCAGAAACCCCUCAGGAGCGCCGCGCAGUCGCCCGCCGCGUUCCGGCGGCGCUCUGUCGGCGACGAGCUACCUUGUGACGUCACCGAGGGAAGAGGCGGGUUCUCCCGCCACUGGAAGAUGCCUGCUCUUUUGAUUGGCUGCUCAGGACGUCCGUUAGGGCGUGUGGUCCUUUCCUUGUGCGCUCCGAGCGUGGGCGUCCCGCUGGGGGUGUGUGGCAGGGGUUUCCAGACCCGGCACCUGCACCCUAGCCCCUUCCAUCAGGGGUUCGGCCCAGGGUCGCCCCUGGCGGGCGGCUCGCGAAUCUUGAAGAACAGCCACGCAAACCCGGAGCGUCCCGGGCCUGCGGAGGUCCCCUGGGCGGGCUGGAAGAUGGCGGCAGCAUCGGUCUCUGAGACUUCGGCUUCUCAGUUCUCGAACAUCUUAGCAGAACCAUCAAAGUCUAACGGAAGUAUGGUUCACCAUUCCUCAUCUCCAUAUGUAGUAUAUCCACCCGAUAAGCCUUUCCUUAACAGUGAUCUGCGACGCUCCCCAAAUAAGCCUACAUUUGCCUAUCCGGAAAGCAACAGCAGAGCUAUAUUUUCUGCUCUGAAGAAUCUUCAAGAUAAAAUUCGGCGUUUAGAACUUGAAAGGAUUCAGGCAGAAGAGAGUGUGAAAACCUUGUCUAAAGAAACAAUUGAAUAUAAGAAAGUAUUGGAUGAACAGAUACAAGAAAGGGAGAAUUCAAAGAAUGAGGAAUCAAAGCACAACCAAGAACUGACAUCUCAGUUGUUAGCUGCAGAAAAUAAAUGUAAUCUUUUAGAAAAACAAUUGGAAUACAUGCGGAACAUGAUAAAGCAUGCAGAAAUGGAGAGGACAUCUGUAUUAGAGAAACAGGUCUCCCUAGAAAGAGAACGACAACAUGAUCAAACACAUGUUCAAAACCAACUUGAAAAAUUGGAUCUUCUUGAACAGGAGUAUAACAAGCUUACCACAAUGCAAGCCCUUGCAGAAAAAAAAAUGCAAGAGUUGGAAGCAAAACUCCGUCAGGAAGAACAAGAAAGGAAACGAAUGCAAGCUAAGGCAGCCCAGUUGCAGACUGGUCUAGAAGUAAAUAGACUUAUCUAUCAAGAUAAGGCAACUUCAUGUGUUCCCAAUACAAAAAGAAUUAAAAAAAAGAAGUCAAAACCACCAGAAAAGAAGGGUUCUAGGAACUAUUUUGCUAUACAGCCACAUUAUCGAUUAUGCUUGGGUGAUAUGCCAUUUGUAGCUGGAAAGUCCACCAGCCCCAGCCACGCGGUGGUAGCCAAUGUUCAGCAUGUCCUGCAUCUAAUGAAGCAACACAGUAAAGUCUUGUGCAACGAUCGAGUAGUCAGCAGUAUUCCUUUGGCAAAACAAGUGUCACGAAAUGGGAAGAGCAAGAAGUCAGCAACACCUCCCUCCACUAGCAGUGUUAAUGAAGAGCUGUCUGAAGUCCUGCAGACUUUACAAGAUGAAUUUGGGCAAAUGAGCUUUGAUCACCAGCAGCUUGCAAAACUUAUCCAAGAAUCACCAACUGUUGAACUGAAAGACAACCUAGAGUGUGAACUGGAGGCAUUAGUGGGAAGGAUGGAGGCAAAAGCCAAUCAAAUAACUAAAGUUCGAAAAUACCAAGCCCAGCUGGAGAAACAAAAGUUGGAGAAGCAGAAGAAGGAAUUAAAAGCCACCAAAAAGACUCUUGAUGAGGAAGGAAACAGCAGCAGCCAUUCUACAACGACGGGGACCACAAAUAAGAAGGACUUUGCCAAACCGAGACCUGGAGAAAAAAGCAGGAAAAAUCUUCAAUUAUUGAAAGAUAUGCAAUCCAUACAGAAUUCAUUACAAAGCAAUAGUUUGUGUUGGGAUUACUGACUGUUAUCAGGUCAUAAAUUUUAUUCACAUAAUUUGUACCUCAUCACUCUUAGGUUGAAAUUAAUUAAUAGCAGACAUUUAGGGACCCAGGCUUCAUUACACAGGCUUGUGCCACAUAUCACAACUAAAUGUUAAGCCAUCUAAACGGAAACUGGGGGUAGUUUUCAAGGCCAAGAAGCCACACAUACUGUUCCUUUGUUUGAGAUGAAUUUGCUGUACUGAGAUAUUGCACUUUGUAAACAAAUUACCAGUUUUUUACUUGUGGGUGUGAUUUUUUUUUAAUAGUUCUAUUAUAUAAGUAAAAUUAGGUUUAAAUUAUCAAAGUAUGAGGCUGUCCCAUAGGCAGUGUUUGUUUGAAAAGUCUCAUUUUUAAAUCUUUCUGGCAUGAAUCACCUGCUUUUGCUUUUCAAUACAACCAUUAAAUACACUCCAUUUCGACUACUGAUGGAGGUUUUCUAUGUUUAAAUAUUUAUAAGUAUUUAAGACAAUUGCUUUGUUUUGCUUUUUGACAUUACAGACAUUGGUCAGUAUUAAAUACACUUGCAUUGAUGUUAAUUCACCAUUAAAAUUUUUAAAGAUGCAUUCAUUUUAAAUCAGUUAAAUGUGAAAAUCACAAAAGCAUUUUUAAAACUAUAAACAUUGUUAAUGACGUAAAUGAGGUUUUGGAAUGAAGAGAGAAAGGGAGGUGUUGUAAAGUAUAUAUACAUAUGUAUUUUUAGAUAAUACCUGUUUGUAAUCAUGCUGUUCAUUUCAAGGCAUUAUUGUUUUUAAUCUUAAACUCAGAAUCCCCUGAUUAUUUAACUUUAUUUGUGUACAGUGUGAGUGCAGUAUUAACUGUACACAUGUAAUUGUCAUUGUUAAUAAUGUGAAUCAUCGUUUUGAAUAGUUCAAGACAUGUUAACUUUAUAAAAUCGCCACUGAAAUCAAUAAAGCAGCUUUUUUAAGGAAA